Molecule: messenger RNA, 1038 nt
Organism: Mytilus trossulus (common blue mussel)
Lineage: Eukaryota; Metazoa; Mollusca; Bivalvia; Mytilida; Mytilidae
Product: heat shock 70 kDa protein 12B-like
Exons: 1
Coding region: 1-1038 (345 amino acids)
Source: RefSeq, a predicted model, not a curated record
AUGGCGUAUAGGUCGAUGUUGGUCCGCUUAUUUUCUGGACCUUGUAUACUAACUUUCAAAAAGAAUCAUCCCAUUGACUAUAUGGACAUGAUGAGAUCCUUUGAGGGAAAGAAAAAGACAUUUAAGCUUGAUGAUACCAAGGUUAGUAGCAGAAUUGCAGCAACAUUGUUAGAAAUUAGCGAGGAAAAUUGUCAAAGUAGCUUUGAAGAUAUUGCAAGCAAUUCACAAUAUGCACGAGGAGUCCACGUAAAAAGAGAUAAACUGUUUAUUGAUGUCAACAUUUAUCUCGAAUUUUUUAAUCAUUCACUGUCAAAACUUGUCCAAGACAUAAAUGAAGUCCUACAGCAUGAAAGAUGUCACGAUGUCAGAGCAAUCAUGCUAGUUGGAGGGUAUGCUGACUGUGGAUUAUUGUUAAAUGCAGUGAAACAAGAAUUUCCAGAUAAAGAUGUGUUUGUGCCUCACGAAGGCAGUUUGUCAGUUCUCACAGGUGCUGUUAUUUAUGGUCAUAUACCUAAAAUUGUCUCUUCACGUGUUUGCAAUUAUACUUACGGUAUUUCUGUUUUACGACCGUUCCAACCUGGCAUGCCACAAGAGAAAAUGGUAAUACACGAUGGAGAAUUAUAUUGUGAAGGUGUUUUUAGGAUCGCAUACAAAAUAGACACUGUAGUAAAUGUAGGUCAUACGGAAAGGAUACCUGUAGUUGCGACGUUCUUUGAUCCCCAGAGACAUCAUCUACGAAAACUACCAUUGACGGUCUCUGUCUACAUAUCUGACAAGGAAGAUCCAGAAUUUGUGGCUGAUCAAGGAUGCAGAGAACAUUGUGUUUUCCAAGUACCUCCAGUAAAGGGUGAAUGGCUAAAAGAAGUCCAUGGGUAUAUUGAUUUUGAAAUAUCAGGAACGGAAAUGAUUGGUACUUUUGUGGAUAAAGACACCGGCGAUAUUAUCACGUCGGUGAAAAUUGAGUUCCUGCCUAAAACAGAACAAAAUCCUCCAAAUGACAAGAGGCAGCGUAUUUACGAUCCUGAAAAUAGCUAUUAA